Sphaeramia orbicularis (orbiculate cardinalfish) is the source of this 2501-nucleotide messenger RNA. It is a transcript of the gene nphp1, whose product is annotated as nephronophthisis 1. The record is from RefSeq and is a predicted model, not a curated record. NCBI's taxonomy places the organism in Eukaryota, Metazoa, Chordata, Actinopteri, Kurtiformes, Apogonidae. The transcript has 20 exons. Gene Ontology annotation, molecular function: protein binding. Gene Ontology annotation, cellular component: cytoplasm; cilium. Gene Ontology annotation, biological process: protein localization involved in establishment of planar polarity. The coding region runs from base 84 to 2204 and encodes 706 amino acids.
GGCGGUUGCUUAGCGACCAGCGGCACCGCAACUAACUCUAUGAAGUGCUAACACAUGGAUUAUGCUUCACGAACGAAUUAUUAAUGGCUCCAAAAAGAAAAGGCCCUUUACAGCUUGUCCAAAGAGAGGUAGAAGACAUCAAAAAGAAGGUUGACAGUCUGGUGAAAGAUGUGCCGACUCAGCGUGGAUCCACUGCAGAGCUGUUACAGAGAUGUCAAGAACUCCAGAUCUCAGCAGAAAAGACUCUAAAAACACUUCACAAACUGACUAAGGCUGAUGAGUUAGCGCCGGUGGGGAACUAUGAUCAGAGGAAACAGGAGGAGGAAAGAAAACUGCAAAAUAUAAUGGAUCAUCUGAGUACCCUCUUUCAGAAGCUUUCACCACCAGGACCCAGCACUGCAUCAGGUGAUGCAUCAAAGGAUGAUACUGAGGAAGAAGAUGAGGAUGAUGAUUAUGAUGAUGAUGAUGAUGAUGAUGAUGACGACGAUGAUGACGACGAUGAUGAUAAUGACACUGGUGAUGUUGAUAAUAGUGUUGAUGAGAAGAAAGCUGUGAAACCACCGUCUCAGUCAGACCCUCGUGUUUACACUGUCCUCAGUGAUUUUAAAGGAGACCAGGAUGGGGAUCUGUCUGUUCAGCGGGGGGAGGUGUUGAGGAUUAUCAGGAAAACAGCUGAUGGAUGGUGGCUGGCCCAGGACACUAAAGGCAACAGAGGACUUGUUCCAAAAACCUUCCUGAAGAUUGGCUCUGGCGUCAGUGAUGAUGAUGACGAUGAUGACAGCGAUGAAAAGGAUAGUGCUGCUGAUGACAAUAAUGAGGAUGAGUCAGAGGAGGAGGAGGAAGAAAAUGAUGGUGAUGACGUGACUGGGAACACAGAGAAAACUAGUGGUGCUUCACAUUCCAACUGGUCAACAGUAAGAAAGGCUCUAUCUGAGAUUGAUGCAACAGAUGUGCUCUCUGCCAUGGGAGCCAUACCAUCAGGAUUUAGACCUUCCACUCUCAAUAAACUACUGACAGAGGAAGGUGUAACAUACAGGGGAAGUCAUUACAUUCAGCCUGAACUCAGUGAAUCGCAGCUCUCCUUUAGAGACCUUUUCCUGGAUCCAGACACAGGCAAGGUUCGUGCUCGGCAGGUCAGAAUUAGCAUUUGUUUCACUCUCUGGAGCUGUAGGAUGAUUCCUCCUCCUGGGGUCGGUGUUCAGGUCCUCAGCAGACACAUUCACCUCUGCGCCUUUGAUGGGACUCAGGUGUUGAGUAACAUUCACACAGUGAGAGCAACGUACAACUCCAAGAGCCCCAAGAGUUGGAACUUCUCUCCAAGGAUGACUGGUAUCCUCCCUACACUCUUAGAUGGAGACUGUUUCCUACGCUGCAACUCUGCCUCUCCUGAUCUGGGGAUCCUCUUUGAAGUGGGAGUCACAUUUAUACGGAACUCUACAGGAGAGAGAGGAGACCUGAGCUGUGGCUGGGCAUUCCUCAAACUGACUGAUGACACCGGGCAUCUAAUUCCCAAUAGAACCUAUGAGCUGCCAGUGAACGGUGGAACACCUUAUGAGAAGGAUGUAACAGUUGAGGCUCCGGUCACCAGAGGAUCUCCAACAGGUGUUUUCCAACAGAUGCUUCAGUCCAGACGGCAGCCUAAACUGAUCAUCAAGCUGAAAUCAGCCAACAGUCACAUUAGAACACAGCUCAGUCUGCUUCCAGACAAUCUGCUGCACUGUCUCAGCUGUGUUGAUUUACUGGCUCUGCACAGACAGCUUCUAGCCGAUGCAUUACUGAUGGACAGGCCCACAAUGCAGAAUGCAGAUCUGAUAUGCAGCCCAGUUCUUUCUACAUUUCCCGUGCUGCUGGACCAGUUGGACCUGAUGGAUGCUCUCAGGAAUGCCUGGAUGGAUGUGCUGAAUAACAUGAGCAGAGCACAGAAGAGAGACCCCUCCCAUCUGAAAGAGGAGUUUACUAAAGUCUACUUAUCGUCAGUCUAUUUUCUUCUCCACACUCCCUCGCUGCCCUCUUAUCGCUGGGCAGACCCGUCGACAGAGAUGCAGCGGGCCCGAGUCAUCUACUCUACCUUGGAUGCCCUGAAACAAACCCAACAUACAAGCAGUUCAUCAGAAAACCCACAAGUCUUUCUGGACCCAAAUAAUGAGCAUCUUGCUUUUGAUAUCACAGAGCUGACCUUUGACCUCCUCAGUGUAGCACGGUAACACUGGGAACAACAGAACACAUCAUUCAAAGAGUAUAUUUUAUUAUUUUUCUGAAUUGUCUUCUGUUGUCAUCACAGUCUUUAAUAAUGGCCUUUCAGAACCUCCAAAGAAUAUGUGUAUCCCAGAACUGUUCUUCAGCAAUAAUUUAUGUGUUUAUGUGUUCACACUAAAAUGAUUUAAAAGGGAGGGUGUAAAAAAGAUUUAUAUGAUGAAGGGAUAAUAGUGGUUUAAUUUGCAUGUUUACCACUGUUAUUUAUUGCCAAAUUUUGUUAUAUUUUGUAAUAAACAUUAACUACA